AUGGCAAACAUCAUCUCUAGUAAAGUAGAAGCACUUCCUCCAACUUAUGUCCCACCAAUGCAUGAAAGGCCACUAGCUUCAGUUCCAAUUGUCAAGGAAAUUCCUGUCAUUGAUUUGGGUGAAGAUCGAACUGUUGUCGCUCGACAACUUGUGAAAGCUUUGGAAGAAUAUGGCUUUUUUCAGGUAACUAAUCAUGGGGUACCGGAAGAUCUAAUGGACGAGGCAAUGGAAGUGUACGAAGAAUUUUUCAAUUUGCCAGUGGAAGAAAAAGAAAACUAUGCAAAUGCAGCAGAAACACUCUAUACCAGCAAUCCCAAGCAUUAUAAUUCAAAGGAUCAUAAAUACUGGAAGGAAGUCUUAGAACACAACUGUAAUAUUGAUGGACAAGAUAAAAAAACAUGGCCUAGUAACCCUCCAAAAUAUAGGAAGGUUAUUGGUGCAUAUUCAACCGAAGUAAGAAAGUUGAGCAUGAUAAUCUUUGAUUUGGUAAGCAAAGGACUAGGCUUGGAGGCAGGGUACUUUGGUAAAGAACAUAAGCAGAAAAUGAUUGUCCAUCACUUUCCAGUAUGCCCAGAUCCAAGUUCAACCUUGGGAAUGGAUGGACAUUGUGAUCCUAAUCUCAUAACAAUUUACCAACAAAAAGUAUAUGGCCUUCAAAUACUGAAGAAUGAGGAAUGGAUUGGUGUGGAACCUUUACCUCAUGCAUUUGUUUUCAAUUUCGGCCUCCCAAUAAUGGUAAUGACCAAUGGGAAGUUGGAAAGUGUUGCACAUCGAGCGGUGCCAAAUACAACUCAAACAUGUACAGGCAUUGGUACUUAUUUUUCUCCAGCAAAUAUUGUCGAGCCUGCAAAAUCAUUUGUUGGUCCAGACAAUCCCCCAUUGUUUAAACCCUUCAAAUGGGACACUGAAUUUUUUCCACAUUAUGCCAACAAGAAAUUAGUAUACCACGCAGCAUUGGAGGCUUUCAAAAUCUAUGCUUAG
Solanum stenotomum is the source of this 981-nucleotide messenger RNA. Its product is annotated as hyoscyamine 6-dioxygenase-like. Bases 1 to 981 code for a protein of 326 amino acids. The record is from RefSeq and is a predicted model, not a curated record. Lineage: Eukaryota; Viridiplantae; Streptophyta; Magnoliopsida; Solanales; Solanaceae. The transcript is spliced from 4 exons.